This is a messenger RNA of Tachysurus fulvidraco (yellow catfish), 1765 nucleotides long. RefSeq lists its product as uncharacterized. The transcript has 10 exons. Gene Ontology annotation, molecular function: DNA binding. Lineage: Eukaryota; Metazoa; Chordata; Actinopteri; Siluriformes; Bagridae. The record is from RefSeq and is a predicted model, not a curated record. Bases 196 to 1725 code for a protein of 509 amino acids.
UGUGAGGAUGAACAUUGCACCUUUAAAUCACGACCACUGUGCGUUCUCGAACGGCCGGAACGCGGUAUCCGCGCAUGCGCAGUUCACCGCUCAGUGUCCGUGUGCAAGGAGGAACUGAGCAGUUUCACUAAAAUAAACAUCCACCUUCUGUUUAACAUCAGCGACCAGCAGCAAGACACACAAACACUGCGGAUCAUGUCUGCACACGAUGACUGGGAGACUAAACUGGAGAUCAGGGCGUGUAGUUUAGGCAGCAGUCCUGCAGGGGGCGACAAUCACACAGCCUGCAGCUCCCCGACUGACUCCACUGGAAAGAGUGAGACGUCUACAGAAAUCUUUGGCACCGAUCCGUUAAGGACUCUGGGAGAAAUUCUCGCCUACUGUCAGGUGAUGUACGAAGCCAUUCAGAAGCUGGAUGAGAAGUUUGAGUUGCUGCAGGCGAGAGUGACGCACAUUCAGGAAGAUCAGAUUCACGUCGAGGAGGAUCAGUCCGAGAUUUACAUGCUGGAUGAUACAGAGGUCGACCAAAUAAAUGAUGAAUCUUACCACGUCCUCCAUCAUCAAGUUCCUCCCUCGGUUCCUCCAUCUCCUGAAGGUUCAAGAACCCUAGACCUUAUCGUUACCUCAGAAAUCCCCAACUCACCGUCUUCCAAGAAUGACCCUCAGCAGUCAGGUUCGAUCUCCACAGCAUGUCGCGGUGUGAGAGACGUGUUCUUAGAGCAGCAGAACAUUGCAGAAGAUCAUCCUGAAACCAACGCUGGACACUCUUCAUCUCCGCAAACCGUCAGGAAAAUCUUACAGCAGCACCAGAAAAGUCCUGAUCCUCAAACACACGGUGGAACUGCAGGAAGCAGGAAGUUCGUCAUCCCGAGCAGUGUGUUGACGACGGCCGGCGCGAUGGUGAGACCGACGGUGGCCGCUCGCUUCCUCAUGCGCAGCCUUUUCUCCCGUCAGGAGCUGCUGCAUGGGAGCAUUAGAGGAUACACUGCUAGAGGAUUAAAAAAACUAAACCCAGAAAAAAUCAGAGCCAUACGAGAGUGGGCACAGGUGACGUACCCAGAACACGACCUGCGUGAGAAAGGUAAAGACUGGAAAGCUUGUCUCGCCGUAAUGAACGAAGGAGCCAGACACAUCCGACUGAAGGAAAGAAAGCGUAAGUUUAAAGCAGUGAGAGUCUCCAGUGAACAAGUGACGGCGGUGCAGGACUUCAAACCGGAGCCCGCGGCCGAGAUCGACGUGGAGCUGUCAGACGGGGACAGUGACGAGCUACAGCAGAGGACGGCGCUGAAAAACAAACUCAGGAGAGACUCGGACGAAGAGCCGCUGUCAGAAAACGAUUACUCGUAUGAGCCGGUCGCUCAGGUGUAUCUGGGACAUCCGGAUCGGGACGUGAAGGUGCCUCAGGUUGCCAUGUACUCAGCGUUACAGAGGCCCAAUCCUCCGCUCGUAGCUCGCUACCUCAUCAGGUUCCUCUUCCCAGAGGAGGUGCUGGUGCAGAGCAACGUGUACGGCAACGCCAAGUACGGCAUCCUGCCUCUGGACCACAACAAGAUCUCAGCACUGAGAGAGUAUCUGUGUGAACGUUUCCCCUACAUGAAGCUGGAGGACGACGGACCCAACUGGAAGGCGUGUGUCUACGCCAUGAACGGCGCCAUCCGGAAAACCAGACACACGCUGAAGAAAUGUCACAAACAGGCACAAGACGCCACUCUGAUGACUUCGUAACCACGAACAAACAAACAAAAAGAAACACAAGUACACAAAC